CCGGAGCUGCUGACGCGCGCGGGCGUCACUCUGUGCGUCAACGUCUCGCGACAGCAGCCCGGCCCGCGCGCCCCCGGCGUGGCCCAGCUGCGCGUGCCUGUGUUUGACGACCCGGCCGAGGACCUGCUGUCGCACCUGGAGCCCACCUGCGCCGCCAUGGAGGCCGCGCUGCGCGCCGGCGGCGGCUGCCUUGUCUACUGCAAGAACGGCCGCAGCCGCUCGGCCGCCGUCUGUACCGCCUACCUCAUGCGGCACCGCGGCCUCAGCCUGGCGCAGGCUUUCCAGAUGGUGAAGAGCGCCCGCCCCGUGGCCGAGCCCAACCCGGGUUUCUGGUCUCAGCUCCAGAAGUAUGAGGAGGCCCUGCAGUCCCAGGCCCUCCUGCCCAGGGAGCCUUCGGGACAGCCCCGACCUGGACAUGCCGCGCAGCAGAGUGAGCCCUAGCCGGGAGGGGCGCCCCGCGCCCCAGGGCUUCGCCCCGGAAAUGCAGCUCUGGAGGGUCUCGGCCCUUUCUGCCCAGGUUAUGCACGUGUCCCCCGAGGGGGCUCGCCCGCGCACUAGAAGGGGUCUGGUCGGAGCCAGGACCCCUGCGGAAUUUCGGCAUAAAGACGCUGCAGCGCGAUGGAGCCCGGAGCCAGCCACGGGAGAGCCGCCCGCCUGCCUCCCCAGACGGCGCCGGGCCUGGCUGCCCACCCGGCGGGGUCCCGCAGCCGCCCCGGCUCCACUGCCCUCCCUGGCGCCCUGGCCUCCCUUCCGCAGGCGUGGGGGCCGACCCUGGGCACCGCGGCCUGCUGCUUGUGCUCCCACACGCCUGAGGACCGGCAGGGGAGGCAGCUUGGAACCGCAGGUGACCUGGACAGGUGGGCACACGACACCAUCGCAAAUAAAAUCCUGUCGCUGG
Molecule: messenger RNA, 898 nt
Organism: Condylura cristata (star-nosed mole)
Lineage: Eukaryota; Metazoa; Chordata; Mammalia; Eulipotyphla; Talpidae
Gene: DUSP28
Product: dual specificity phosphatase 28
Exons: 2
Biological process (GO): protein dephosphorylation
Cellular component (GO): cytoplasm
Molecular function (GO): protein tyrosine/serine/threonine phosphatase activity
Source: RefSeq, a predicted model, not a curated record